AUGGACUUCGCCACCGCGGCUUCCAUCCCCGUGGUCCUCAUCACGGUCUACCAUGCCCUGGUGGAUCUUGCCCGUAUCCAACGCGGGAAAAGGGCGCUCAUCCACUCCGGCACCGGUGGUGUUGGCCAAGCAGCGGUCAUGCUGGCGCAGUGGAUCGGGGCAGACAUCUUCGUAACCGUUGGAUCGGAGCAAAAACGCGAUUUUUUAAUGGAAGAAUACGAUAUUCCCUCGUCGCGUAUAUUCAGUAGCCGCAAUGCAUCCUUUGCCGGUCAUGUCAUGGCGGCGACCAAGGGGGAGGGGGUGGAUGUGGUGAUCAACUCGCUGGCAGGAGAUCUGCUCCGCGAAACAUGGCGCUGCAUCGGGAUGUUCGGGCGACUCAUUGAAAACGGCAAGCGAGAUUUCGAGCAGGGUCACUCGGUAGAGAUGAGGCCAUUCGAGCGGAGUGCAAUGUUCGCGUCGCUGGAUCUAAUCACGCUGGGCGAACAGAGAGGGGCAGAGGUGCAACGAAUCUUCAGGGUAAUUAAUGAAUUGAUGGAGAAGGGGAAUAUCAGACCGGUGAGGCCAAUCACUCAGUUCGGGAUAGGAGAAAUUGAGAAGGCAUUCCGAACGAUGCAGACAGGGCAGCAUGUGGGGAAGAUUGUGGUGGAGGCGAAGGAGGAGGAUGAAGCCCAACUGUCACGUGAGGAGACUUAUCUUAUCGUGGGCGGUGUGGGAGGCAUUGGGCAGAAUCUGGCGGAGCGGCUGGUGCUCGAAGGCGGAGCCCGCCAUCUGCUGCUUCUCUCGCGCACUGCUUCAUCUUCCCUUAACGCUUCUUGGCUGGCGAAUCUCCGCGUUAUCGGUGCCACCAUCACUCUAGAGGACUGUGAUGUCUCUGGCUCAAGUCAGCUGCAUACUGUUCUACAGAAAUAUGAUGCCUCACUGUUGCCUCCUAUCCGUGGAGUCAUCCAUGCCGCUAUGGUGCUCAAGGACGUGAUCUUUGAUUCCAUGACCCAUUCGGACUACCUGGCAGCCUUGCGUCCCAAGGUCCAAGGCACAUGGAACCUGCACACUCUUCUGCCUGCCGACCUUCGCUUCUUCAUUCUUCUGUCCUCUAUUAGUGGAUUUGGUGGCAACGCGGGCCAAGCCAAAUAUGCCGCCGGGGGGUGUUUCCAGGAUUCUCUGGCUCGUCAUCACGCAAGUCAGGGGCUCCCCGCCGUGUCCAUCGAUCUAGGAAUGGUCUCGUCUGUUGGGGUCGUUGCAGAGACUCAACAUUUUGCCUCUCACCUCGAGAAACUCGGAUUCCGCCCGAUGUCGGAACACGAGCUGUGGGCCUUGGUCGAGUCUGCCAUUCGCCAUCCCAUCCGGACCCCAGAAACCUGUCAAAUUAUCACCGGUCUUCCCGGGGCAUUCGUGCGGUCGGAUAAAGCCGUUUGCUGGAAUCGUGAUGCCAGGUUUGCGUUUCUCGAGCAGACAGGUGGCUCUUCUUCCGGUCCGAUGUCCUGGGCCACCCCAGGAUCGAGUUUGAGGGUUCAAUUGUCCACCGCAACAAUAUGUGAAGCAACGCGCGCGAUCCGAAACGCCCUAGUCACGAAAGUCGCCGAAAUGUUCAGUCGUAACCCGGAAGAUAUCGACCCAUCCUUGCCUCUUGCGCAAUUGGGAGUCGACUUCUUGGUGGCCGUGGAGCUGCGCAACUGGUCGAUCGUAACGAUGCAGGCGGAUUGCUCCGUCUUCGAUCUCUUGCAAGCGGUCUCGAUAACCAAGCUUGCCGGGAAGAUGGCGGAGAAGAGUCAAUAUGUGCCAAAGUAA
Messenger RNA from Aspergillus saccharolyticus JOP 1030-1, 1785 nucleotides. RefSeq names its product putative PKS-like enzyme. The transcript has 3 exons. Gene Ontology annotation, molecular function: fatty acid synthase activity; phosphopantetheine binding; oxidoreductase activity. Bases 1 to 1785 code for a protein of 594 amino acids. Gene Ontology annotation, biological process: secondary metabolite biosynthetic process; fatty acid biosynthetic process. NCBI's taxonomy places the organism in Eukaryota, Fungi, Ascomycota, Eurotiomycetes, Eurotiales, Aspergillaceae. The record is from RefSeq and is a predicted model, not a curated record.